Molecule: messenger RNA, 162 nt
Organism: Histoplasma mississippiense
Lineage: Eukaryota; Fungi; Ascomycota; Eurotiomycetes; Onygenales; Ajellomycetaceae
Exons: 3
Coding region: 1-162 (53 amino acids)
Source: RefSeq, a predicted model, not a curated record
AUGCAGUAUGACGCCAGACAUUCGGGCCUAUUCGCUGAUACGAAGAAAUUUAGGCCUACAUGGCUGCAAACAUCCCUAAAGUGGACAGCCUGGGAGGGUAUAUCAUCGCUCCAUCAUGGUGUUUGCCAGCUUGGCCGGUUUUACGAUAUUGGCAUUGAGUAA